Cryptomeria japonica (Japanese cedar) is the source of this 1367-nucleotide messenger RNA. RefSeq lists its product as uncharacterized. The record is from RefSeq and is a predicted model, not a curated record. The transcript has 3 exons. Lineage: Eukaryota; Viridiplantae; Streptophyta; Pinopsida; Cupressales; Cupressaceae. Bases 27 to 602 code for a protein of 191 amino acids.
AGGACAAAAGGUGUGGCGGAGAAUCCAUGGACAAAAGACGGCAGAUUUGUUUAUAUCUAGGGGUUUCCAUUGGAGCUCAUGGACAAGAUUUAUAUCUAGGGGUUUCCAUUGGAGCUCAUAAAUUUGGGAGAACAAAAGACAAAAGGUGCGGCGGAGAAUCCAUGGACAAAAGACGGCAGAUUUGUUUAUAUCUAGGGGUUUCCAUUGGAGCUCAUGGACAAUAUUUAUAUCUAGGGGUUUCCAUUGGAGCUCAGUCAGUUUUUGCGUGGCAAGGAAAGGACACGAAAUUAAUGGUGUUGGAGUGUAGAGGGAUGUCCUGUAUUCUGAGGCCUGUUGGAGUGAGAGGAACGGGCAAAACUAAGUCAUGGCUUCUUUCAUCUUUCUCCUUGCUUAGUUUUCCCGGCUCCUCCCAUUCCUCUAAUCCUCACAACACAUCCCUUCUCCUCCUCCACAAGUCUACACACGCUAUCAAGGUCACCUGGCUUGCACCAGUUCCUAUCUUCUUCUCUAGUGUGAUCAACAAUGCUGUAAUGUUUUCUUGGAGAGCCAGACUGCCAGGGCUUCUUGGUUUCACUUGCGAACCCAGCAGUUCUGUGGUCUAACAGUUUGCCUCGUUGUCACUAGCUGGGUAUCUAUUGAUUUAGCUCAAACUCUGCCCAUCCCAGCAACACAAUUCUUGUUUGAACCUUUGAUUUUUGAACAGCUUUCCUUGUUCACUACACAUGAGGCAUUUUGGUUCCAAGAGCUCAUUAUUGAAGUUUUUGCUGGGUACACCUGCUGAACUUGGACUGGUCAAGGUUGGGUUCUGAUCAAAUCUUGGAUCCAGCUUGGGUUCAGGCAGGAUCUGGCCCUGGGCCUGGCCAUCCAGCUUGGGUACCUCUCAUGUACUUGGGCCAGAUCGCCAGGCCUGGUUUGCUCCCGAGCAAACCCAGGGAGGACUACAGGUAUUUUGAAAAAAUUUAGAACAAAUUUUAUUAGCCCUAAAAGUGCUAUUUUUGAACAGUUUGUAGCUUGGUUAAAGCAUUUAAAUUAUGAAAAAUAGCAUGUGCCAUGAAGGUCCUCAUAGCCUCAAAGGCUCUAAUAGGGAGUGCUGCCUCCAGAUCUUGCAAGAGGUGUUGUCCCUUGAUCCCACUAGGGGCGGCUGAGAAAUUUGUUUUGAGCUGUGCUGGAUGUAAAAGCAGCAGGCUUUUCUUGAGUUUUUCUGAUUAAACCUGAAUGAUUGAAUUCCAUUUACACUUUUAGUUAGCUGAGUCAAUGCCAAUUCCAGAAAAGCUAUUUGGAUUUAUCUUUAAGUUUUAAUGAUUAUGUUUGACAAGUGACAUUGCAUUAUCAAUUAUCAGCCGUGUUUUCAAUUCUGUAUCAAUUUU